This is a messenger RNA of Leptosia nina, 1095 nucleotides long. The record is from the annotation of a GenBank genome assembly. Lineage: Eukaryota; Metazoa; Arthropoda; Insecta; Lepidoptera; Pieridae.
AUGAUUGACAGCGAGUUAGAUGUGAACGAUAUACUACGCACUGAUUUGAUGCCGACGUUCUUUCUUUCCAAUGAAGUAAUGGAGGAGCCAAAGCAAUCUCCUCCGAACAGUGUCCAGUUUUCGAUCCAUAAUGGUUCCAUUGGUGCUGCCUUGUCCACUCUGAGUUUUCAUAGGCAAAUGAUGAACGAAUACCAAUGUAGAAAUUACCUAGCCGAACAAAUCCUAGAAGAAAUCGGAAAAAAUUCCGUACAAAACCGACUUGGGAGACCAUUUACAGCAAGUUACGCGAAAAAUGUGUACGGCCCGCGUUUGUACGACGUUGGAUCGGCAAAUUAUCAAGAAUGGCUAACUAAAGUAGCGGCCCUAGACGACAUAUACCGCCACUUCAAUAUGAGUGUGAAUGCGAACCUGAACAACACGCUGCCUCUCCAUCCUCAGUUGGUGACGGCAAAUCCAAGGGACGGCUACGAAGUGAUGGAAUCUGGCGAAGCAGGGUUCGGCGACCCAGAUCUGAACUUAGAUCUAUCUAAGCAUAGUGGUGGCUACGAAUACUCUAUGCCGCCGCCACCACCACCGAUGUACCAGCACAGUGAACACGAAGAUUCCCAUGAGGAGCAUCACGUGGAACACAAAUCUCAUGGUCUUGGCGUUGCCGAUCUCUUCGACAUAUCACUAACGGGCAUCGCAUUUCUAUCCUUUGGGAUGUUUGUUCUACAAGUUCUUAUGUGUAUUACUAUGACUGAUCAACCACCACAAGUGAUGCAAAUGAUAGACAAUACAGACAACGUGAACGUAGACGAUGUGUUUCGUUUUAAACGGGAAACGGAACCCAGGAACUCAGUAAAAUCACUGAACGAUAUUGCCCGAUAUGCCCUGAUGGCUUUGCGACCACAGUCUACUGCAUGCCUCUACAGAUCUUUAUGUUUAGGAAAUAAACACAUCCGAGAACUACAGAAUAAAGAAAGAUUUUGGUUGCCACUGUUUCAUGCCGCAACUGCUUGGACUCGUGGAGUAACAUUGGGAGGCCUAAGGGCUGCAGCGUUAGGUCUUGGUGGAGCAGACUGUAACAAAAUAUACCCAGAACAUUGUUCCUGA